Molecule: messenger RNA, 2115 nt
Organism: Penicillium diatomitis
Lineage: Eukaryota; Fungi; Ascomycota; Eurotiomycetes; Eurotiales; Aspergillaceae
Product: aromatic amino acid ammonia-lyase
Exons: 3
Coding region: 1-2115 (704 amino acids)
Biological process (GO): L-phenylalanine catabolic process
Cellular component (GO): cytoplasm
Molecular function (GO): ammonia-lyase activity
Source: RefSeq, a predicted model, not a curated record
AUGCUUAGUAAAUCCGACACCCGAAGCCAUCUGGAUCUGGCCAGCACCCAUUUGCGGAUGCUGGAGAGGAUUCUCCAAGAUGGGAAACUCAUUGUUGACGGGGACAGUCUCACCAUAGCCAGUGUGGUGGCUAUAUCAAAGCAUUCGUGCAAACCUUAUCUCACCGAUGAUCAAGACACGCUUGAGAGCAUCAACAACAGCGUCUCGACUUUGGAGAAGCUGCUUGCCAACGGCCACGCAAUAUACGGUGUCAACACGGGGUUUGGAGGCAGUGCAGACUCAAGAACAAACCAUGUCAUCACUCUUCAAAAAUCCCUGCUCCAGCUUCUUCAGAGCGGCAUUCUCACAAGCAAAGACACUGGGACUAGCAAUCCUUCAAAGAACUCCACCGACCACGAGUCUCAGUCAAUGCCAUCAGAAUGGGUCAAGGGUACCAUACUCGUACGCGCAAAUUCCGUCUCGAGGGGUCAUUCGGCCGUCACCGUCGCUGCAAUCGAAAGUCUUCUGAUGCUUUUGCGGGAAGACCUUACUCCAGUGGUUCCUUUGCGAGGGACGAUAUCUGCAUCGGGCGAUCUGAUGCCGCUAGCCUAUGUGGUUGGGGCCAUCGAAGGAAGCCCUGGGAUUACAGUGCGCUCUGGGUAUAGGACUCUGAAUGCGGAGGAGGCCCUGAAAGCAAUCGGGGCAAAGGCUAUCACUUUAGGGCCAAAGGAGGGUCUUGGGCUAGUCAAUGGAACUGCGGCGUCGGCGGCCUUGGCUAGUCUUGCCCUGUACGAGGCCCAUCAGCUGGCUCUUCUUGCCCAGAUCAAUACCGCUCUUGCUGUUGAAGCAGUUCGUGGCAGCUGUGAAAGCUUCCAUCCAUUUAUCGCGGAAGCGCGACCCCAUUACGGUCAAGGUGAAGCUGCAGCCAAUAUCGCCUCUCUGCUCUCCGGGUCCCUUCUAGCACAUAGCAGCAGUCGAAGCAGCAUCGAAAUGUCGUCGGCGAAAAGGGCUUCGAAGGAAGGCCUAGUCCAAGAUCGAUACUCAUUGAGAACAGCCAGUCAAUGGUUGGGACCUUAUCUUGAGGACUUGCUUCUAGCCGAUUACCAGAUUGGAGUCGAGCUGAAUUCAACCUCCGAUAAUCCUCUCGUCGACACCUUGAACGAAACUUCCUACUCGGGAGGAAACUUCCAAGCAACAUCUGUCACCUCCGCGAUGGAAAAGACCCGUCUCGCCUUGCAGAUGAUUGGCAAAAUGAUCUUUGCUCAAUGCACCGAGCUCAUCGAUCCAUCCCUCAACAACGGUCUGCCCACAAAUCUGGUCGCAGAUAACCCUAGCCUCUCCUUUACCAUGAAAGGGGUAGACAUCAACAUGGCGGCUUAUAUGUCUGAGCUAGCAUACCUCGCAAACCCAGUUAGCAGCCACGUACAAACAGCAGAAAUGCACAAUCAAGCACUCAAUUCGAUGGCUUUUGUCUCAGCACGCUACACCAUGCAAGCAGUGGACAUUGUUUCCAUGAUGACCGCAGCCUCUCUUUAUGUCGCUUGCCAGGCGCUCGACCUCCGCGCCCUGCAGCUCAACUUCUUCCAGGCCCUGCGCCUGUCCCUCGCUUGCUCGCUCAAGGACACAUUCAACGCCUACCUGACAAAAGUGCAAGUAGAAGACUUGUGCUUCAAUGUCCAAUCCGCAUGUGAGGGCGCCUGGCAAGUGACCGCUCGCCAGGAUAUCCAAGACCGAUGCAAGGAGCUAGUCAAUGCCAUUCUCCCCAUCAUCAUAUCGCACUUUGAUGAACAGGGCAGUGAUAUUUCCCUUCAUGUACUGAACAAGUGGAAGAAGGCGGCAGUUUCCGAAGUUCAAGAGGUCUAUAUGAGCGUUUUCGAUGAUUUCCUGAAGAAUAACAACACACUCAUGUUCCUUGGCAACGGGUCGCAAAAGAUAUACGCUGCCAUACGUCAUGAGCUGAAAGUGCCUUUCCAUCUGGGGUUCAUUGAGCAUCCUGUCGCAGAGGAUCCAACAGGAGGUAAAAUUGACGGGAGGGAGAAGAAGACGGUCGGUGGCUGGAUAUCGAUCAUAUAUGAGGCUUUGAGGGAUCAAAGACUUAGUGGGGUGAUUUUGGCGGCCUUUGGCGAGUCAGCUUAG